Poecilia reticulata (guppy) is the source of this 5208-nucleotide messenger RNA. It is a transcript of the gene cacnb3a, whose product is annotated as calcium channel, voltage-dependent, beta 3a. NCBI's taxonomy places the organism in Eukaryota, Metazoa, Chordata, Actinopteri, Cyprinodontiformes, Poeciliidae. The record is from RefSeq and is a predicted model, not a curated record. Gene Ontology annotation, cellular component: voltage-gated calcium channel complex. Gene Ontology annotation, molecular function: voltage-gated calcium channel activity; protein binding. Gene Ontology annotation, biological process: calcium ion transmembrane transport.
GAAAAUCCAUAUUUUAAUUUCUAUGCUUUCAUAAAUAGAAAAAAACCGUUACACGAAUAACAUAUAUGAAGAUUUAGAAGAUACUUUGUUUUGGGUUAAUUUGACUUGAGCUGGAAUUAAAUAAAUUGUGCUUCUUUUCAUCUCUUUUCGGAUUGAAUUCAUGUUAUUCUUUACUUCUUAUGUUUGUCUUCUCUCGUCUGUUAAUAUUUACAAUAGUAAGAAAUGGAUCCGCAUGUUCGGAAUACAGAUUACUAAAGAUUACUUAAAUAAUCUGUCGGAAUCGUAACUCAACUCAACUCAUGUUUAAACCGUAACCGAGUUUCAAGCAGAAAAUCCACAAAAUUCAACAUGUUCAAAACUGCUCUCUUUUGAGUUUCAUUUAUGAAGUUAAUGCUUUACAAAUCCCAAAUAAUAUUUUUAAACGACCUCAUUAAGCAUCGCAUACUCGUUCAGUUCAGGUUUGUAACCUUGCAAGCGGCGCAGAGUCCAGCGAAGAGGCUCCGAAUCGGACACCAACUUCAGCGACGCACGGACCUGUGAGGAACUGACGCCUCGGCGUUGAAGGUUUAAUUUAGCUCCGAUGUCUCUCCUGCUCGCUGCAGUCUCUCUACCCUCCGAUGUAACGACUGUUUUUACUCUAUCAUAGGGAGGGAAAUAGUUUUAUUUCCCUUAGCUCUGCAUUAAUGUUACGGGUCGCUUCUUCCCUCCUGCCAGUGUUUUUCUUCUUCUUCUUCUCCUUCCUGCAUAUAGAUGUAUUUGGUGCGUCUUGUUUCCUCCUCCAGUAACGCAUGUCUGUGUGCCGCCCGCUUCCCUGCGCUCUCAAUAGAUGGUGCAAGUCAAAAUGUCCAAAUCGCCCGUAGACCCUCUGUCUGCUGUGGAAACCGGCUCUCAGUCGCAUUAUUUCCAGCUGCCCAGGAAGUUGCCUAAACGUAAGAGUCGCUUCAAACGCUCAGAUGGCAGCACGUCCUCAGACACGACGUCCAGCUUCAUCAAACGACAGGGGUCGGCUGAUUCGUAUACCAGUAGACCGUCGGAUUCAGACCUGUCAGCCGAGGAGGACCGCGAGGCGUAUCGGCGUGAAGCCGAACGCCAGGCACAGCAGCAGCUCGACAGAGCUAAGUCCAAACCUGUAGCGUUUGCCGUAAAGACAAAUGUGAGUUACUGCGGAGCUCUGGAUGAGGACUGUCCUGUCCAAGGAGCUGCAGUUAAUUUUGAUGCCAAAGACUUCCUGCACAUCAAAGAAAAGUACAACAAUGACUGGUGGAUCGGGCGGUUAGUGAAAGAAGGAGCGGACAUCGCCUUCAUCCCCAGCCCUCUGCGACUGGAGGCCAUGAGGCUCAAACAGGAGCAGAAACAGAGGAAAACAGGAGGCAACUCCUCGAGUUUAGGGGACAUGGUGUCCGGAAGCUGGAGGACCACACCGCCAUCUGCAGGUGAAUCUAAACAGAAGCAAAAACAGGAACAUGUCCCUCCCUAUGACGUGGUGCCCUCUAUGAGGCCGGUGGUCCUGGUGGGACCAUCACUGAAGGGCUAUGAGGUGACAGACAUGAUGCAGAAAGCUCUGUUUGACUUUCUGAAACACAGAUUUGAAGGAAGGAUCUCCAUCACCCGUGUAACUGCCGACCUGUCCUUAGCAAAGAGAUCCGUCCUGAACAAAAGACCCAUCAUGGAGAGAUCCAACACCCGCUCCAGUCUCGCGGAGGUUCAGAGUGAGAUUGAGAGGAUAUUUGAGCUCGCCAAAACCCUGCAGCUGGUGGUUCUGGACGCUGACACCAUCAACCACCCCGCACAGCUCGCUAAAACUUCCCUCGCUCCCAUCAUCGUCUACGUGAAAGUUUCCUCGCCAAAGGUGCUGCAGAGGCUGGUCAAGUCCAGGGGGAAGUCUCAGAGCAAGCACCUGAAUGUGCAGAUGAUGGCUGCAGACAAACUCUCUCAGUGCCCCCCUGAUAUGUUUGAUGUCAUUUUGGAUGAGAACCAGCUAGAGGAUGCUUGCGAGCAUUUGGCCGAAUACCUGGAGGUCUACUGGCGCGCCACUCACCUGCCAGGAAACACGCCUCUGAACCCGCUGCUGGAGCAGAGCCUGAUGACCCCGCCCUCCGCCAUCUCCAGCCUGCAGAACAAGAACCAGACUCAGCCGCGGGACGCAGUGGGCUUGGAGGGUGAGGAGGAGGAGGAAGCUGGUGAGGAAGCCCACUCUCCGCUGGAGCAGGACAGUCUCAUGCCAUCUGAUGAGGCCAGCGACUCGCUGUCCCGGGGCCGCAGGGGGAGCCCAUGCCACACGGGGGUCGAGGAGGAUGAAGAGGAGGAAGAGGAAGAAGAAGAAGAGGAAGAGGAAGAGGAUGGUUGCGCCUCCCCCUGUCAUGGCCGCUCAUAUAGGGACAGGUACCCCUCCCACCGAGGGCAUCCGGGCAGCGACCACAGCGCCAACGGGCACGAAUCACAGGACAGGCUGCUCCAGCGCGAAGCCCAGCAGGGCCACAACCAGAGGAACAACCGCCAGCGCAGCCGCCCCUGGCCCCGAGACAACUACUAGGACCAGCGCCCCCUUCUGGCCUCGAGGUCGCCAACACGGCUCCCCUCCUCCCUGAGCCCCCCGGCUGAUGCACAGAUCCAAACACAUUCAAAAAAAAAAAAAAAAAAACACGUAUCAAAAGUCCAACUCUUUGCUUUACAGUCAGUUAUUGUGAAUGGGUAAUCUAGUUCUUAUUCCUCCAGGUUCCUAUUUUCUGUAAACCGAGAUGAAUGCUCGUCUCUCUGGGGUCAAGCAGUUCCAGUUAAAUUCAUCAGGGCUAUCCACCUCUGCAACAGAAAGGUUUCAGGCUACCAGCUGAAUGCAGACUCAGACGUUAGCUGCUUUGCCUAAAGGUUUCUCUAUUGUAGGAUGUCGCAUAUACUGGCCUUAAAAUUCCUAAGACUUAACUAUCUUUAUUAUUGCAUGUAUAAUUAUUUCAAGACGAUUUGCACAUUACGGCAGUACAGGAAGUGAAUGAUCUUUAUGGAAUAAACUAAUGUAGGAAUGUCCCGUGUUUUAUCCAUUUAGGGUUAAUUGUAAUGCAUUUGAAUACAAUGUAUAUACUGAAUGGCCACCUGGUUUUGUUUCAUUGCUACUUUCUUUGUCUGAUUUUUGUGGCUAUGGGCAGAUAUUUCUUGCCAUCCAUUUGUACACGAAUCACCUCAUAUGUCACCAACAGUGCAGUACGUUCUGGACAUCCCUUGUCUUUGCUGUUGCACAAUCACUGACACCUCUAUUAAUCUAAAAAUGGGCAAACAGAAUGUAAAUACAACCAAGGAAGGGAAUGUUCAGCGUAUUCCAGGGGACAAAUUCUUUGCCAAAACGUUUGUUUACAUCAAUUCAUUCACACAUGUCAAGCACAUGCUGCUGCCCAGCUGCAGCUCCUCUUGAAAUCAAUGCUUCACCGAAUGUAAGCUCGCAUGCCUUUUGCACCUCCAGCACCACCUGGUUUCUCUGACCUGACCAAUCGCAACGUAAUUCGAUUGUAGCACGCUAACUGAUUGUAGCAUCCACACUUCCCGCACGGAUCGCACCCUCUGUGGAAAACAUGGCGUCAUUUCUUUGAACACCGCAGUUUUAAAAGGCUGGUUUUUACCAAGGCGGAUCCUCAGGUGUCAAGUCCUCAACUCCACGUUACAAACUUGUUGGGCUUCGAAAACACUCGUAGCACCCAUGAUGCCGUGUCUGUCCGUUCCUGUGCGGAAGGCCGGGAGAGUCAAAAACCUGUGACUUUUUGAGUGGAACUGCACACCGUACAUGCUGUGUGUUGCAUUGUUUGCAUGUGGAAACAACAUGGAAGCAAUGCAUGGACGACAAAGAUAAUGGGUUUGUGGCCCUACUAGCAUUCCAUAUAAAUACUACUGUAUGGAAAGAACAGAAAAGUAUAUAUAUAUAUUUAUUUAUUUAUUUUUUGUAAUGCUUGGACAUUUUCACAUUGGGCACAAUUUAUUUAUGUACCAAACACACAAGCAACACUUUAAGGGUAAAAAGUCAGAUGUUUGUUGCUGUAUGGAAAGCCAGAAGGGACAAAAACAUUUGACUUUUUUAUUUAAGGCUAUAAGUGUGUUGUUUGUGCAUUGGUAAAUGUUCUAUUCAUAUUGUUCUUGUGUGAAAAUUUUAUGUCAAUUCUUUACAUGCAAACAUUUCACCACAGAUAAGACACAAAUAGUCACAUAUUUUGGCAGUCCUGGCCUUCCUAAAUCCCGCACCAUUUCCAGUCCACAAGCCAACGACUAGUUUGACGUGACACUGACGAGUGACGACCCAUCUCUGUUCCUACACAGGGUCAGUGUUUACUCGUUUACUGCUUCCAUGUGUCAGAGGUAUUUAUCUAGUGUUCUGUAUAUUUAAAAGAGGAAAAAAAAUCAGCAUGGUUUAAAAAAAAAAGAAAAAAAUCUAUGCAAGUGUUGCAUGAAUUUCUGAUUGUUUCUUUUUACGGUUAAGUAUUUCAGUAAUGCAUUAGUUCUGACUUUCCUCGUCGUCUUGUAGUGAUGAUAGUCUUGUCUUUGGGGCUACUCACUCCUCGCUACAGUUACAAACCCCUGAAAAUUUUAUUUCCCCCUCCAAACGCCUCAACAUGAGGAGAUUUUACCACAAUAUUUGCUGGUUGCACUUUUAAAAUCACUCCACAGAAAGGGGGGGAAAAAAGUCCCAGAUCAAGGCUGUGACAAAAUGAAUGAGUCCUGCAUGUCUUAGCUCAACAAUUAGCUACUUUCAUUAUAUUUUGGCGGAGUAUGUUUUUUGAAACGGACCAAUUUAGCAACUGAUAAAAGCAGUUGAGGUUUUUCAAUUUUGAAGCACAAUUUUUACAAGGGUUCUGAUUUAAUUUUCUGUCUUAUUCUGUAUGCAAUAUGAAGCCUAACAUUGAAAAACUCUAAACGCCUUAGACCAUCUGGACUUCCUCUUUUGUGUGAGUAGAAAAAAAAAAUUGCACUACUUUGUUUUUUGGGAUGGUUGCUUUGUAAUGCAAUAACUGCACUAAAUAUAACCAUGUAUCCACCAGACUACCACAGCGUGCUAGCGUGACCCCAACACGCCUCUUCCCUUCUGUUUAUCAAAAGAGACAGAAAAGGUGUAAAGAGUGAGACAUUUCCUGCCUGAAGCUGUAUAGAAUGCUUUCUAUUGGAAAACAGAUUUACGAUGCUAAGUGAAAUAUGACUUAAACUAAAUAAACAUGACAUUUUAUGUACUUUUAA